Actinia tenebrosa (Australian red waratah sea anemone) is the source of this 306-nucleotide messenger RNA. RefSeq lists its product as uncharacterized. Gene Ontology annotation, molecular function: zinc ion binding; nucleic acid binding. The record is from RefSeq and is a predicted model, not a curated record. Lineage: Eukaryota; Metazoa; Cnidaria; Anthozoa; Actiniaria; Actiniidae. Gene Ontology annotation, biological process: DNA integration.
AACGAAAUAUACGGAAACCAUGGAACAGUAUAUAUCGCGAGGUCACGCAGAGAAAGUGCAAGCAAGCGAUCACAAGGAACAAAGUAACCGAACAAGUCCCCGGUGGUACCUACCUCACCAUCCCGUGAUGCACCAACAAAAGCCCGAAAAGGUCAGAGUUGUCUAUGAUUGUGCGGCAUCUUACAAUGGAACAUCGUUAAACGAGCAGCUGCUGCAAGGUCCGGAAUAUACGAACUCGUUGGUUGGAGUGUUACUACGUUUCCGAAAGUAACGUAUGGCAUUCUUAUCAGACGUCGAGCAGAUGUU